Schistosoma intercalatum is the source of this 572-nucleotide messenger RNA. Lineage: Eukaryota; Metazoa; Platyhelminthes; Trematoda; Strigeidida; Schistosomatidae. The record is from the annotation of a GenBank genome assembly.
UUGCGUUCAGGAUGUAGAUGAUGAUAGUAAUAAUCAUUCUUCUGAAGAGCAUACAACUUCUAACUCGCCAACACAACCUAGGCAAAGGAGACGACGUCGGUCAUCUACGUAUGCCUUACUUCAAAUGAAUUUAUCCUUCAGGUCGAAAUAUUGCGUUUCAAUGACUACAUGCUGCCCUGUGGUCAUAUUUUGUAUGCACAUUCUAAAGAUCUGAUUCGUGGAGACUUAUUUCGACAUAGCAACAAGUGGACAAGAAAAUACAUAAUGGACCUGGUUCUUCGUGCGCUGGACAACAUCUCAAUCUCUACAGGGAGUGAUGAUCUGCUAGAGAAGUUCGCUAGCGACUACCACUCAAUCCAUGCUCUUAGUGAACCUUUGGCAAGUAAACUCAUCCGUUCGUGCCUCGAAGCAUCGGAAGACAUAUGUGCACAAUUGAUGAGUUCAAUCGGUGCUAAUGACGAAGCUACAACGUCAGAAUCCAUUGUUAAUACAGACCAUAGCUAUGCUUCUUGAUAACAAGAAGUUAUAAUAUUGUAAUGUUUUUAGUUUUACAUAAAUUCAUUUAUAUGGCC